Messenger RNA from Sardina pilchardus (European sardine), 3235 nucleotides. RefSeq names its product glucagon-like peptide 2 receptor. The record is from RefSeq and is a predicted model, not a curated record. Lineage: Eukaryota; Metazoa; Chordata; Actinopteri; Clupeiformes; Clupeidae. Gene Ontology annotation, molecular function: peptide hormone binding; glucagon receptor activity. Gene Ontology annotation, biological process: adenylate cyclase-modulating G protein-coupled receptor signaling pathway; cell surface receptor signaling pathway. The transcript is spliced from 11 exons. The coding region runs from base 4 to 1368 and encodes 454 amino acids. Gene Ontology annotation, cellular component: plasma membrane.
ACCAUGGCCACAGGUUUGUCAUCCUGGCUGAACGGAAUGCUUGGGACUAAGAGGACCAUCCUAUCGUCCCUUCUGUUUCUGCUGUACAGCAACACACAUGUGAUGGGUUCGGAUCUGGAUACUGCCAUAAGAUUGCGUACUGAGUAUUGGAAAAAAUGCAAUGACUCAUUAUCAAUCCAGUUUCCCGCACAAACUGGAAUCUUUUGCAACGGGACAUUUGACACUUUUGUCUGUUGGCCACAUUCAGCCCCUGGAAAUGUCUCUGUCCCCUGUCCCUCCUACCUGCCCUGGAUCAAAUCAGAUAUCUCAAGGCGAGUGUACAUGGAGUGUCUGCCCAACGGAACAUGGCGGCAGGAAGAGAACUCUACCAUAGUGUGGAGAGAAGAGACAGAGUGUAAAGAUACUCACUACUUCGAGUCCUUGAUCUCUGUGAUCUGCAAGGCGUCCCGCGUGUCCAUGGAGUACUUUGUGGGGUGUAAUUUCUUCUGGCUGCUGGUGGAGGCCAUAUUCCUCCACACACUGCUCUUCACCGCGGUGCUGACCAAACGCAGGCUGCUGAAACGCUACAUGCUCAUUGGAUGGGGGACUCCUAUGGGUUUCAUAUUGCCAUGGAUUGUGGUGAAAGCACUCUAUGAAAACAUACACUGCUGGGUAAACAAAAGCCGGCUGAUCUGGUGGAUGAUUAAGGGACCUAUAGCGGUCGCCGUAGUGGUGAUUUUUUGCAUUUUCCUGAAAAUUCUGAAACUCUUGCUGUCAAAAUUGAAAGCAGACCAGGUGAAAUUCACUGACUACAGAUACAGCUUAGCCAGAGCAACCCUGGUCCUGAUUCCAUUGCUAGGGAUUCAUGAAGUAGUGUUCAACCUGGUCACAGAUGACUACAUGGACAUGAAACAGCGAGACAUCCGCAACUUCAUCAACAUGAUUCUCAGCUCUUUCCAGGGCUUUGUGGUGGCUGUGCUCUACUGUUUUCUAAAUGGAGAGGUGAGGGCGGAGCUUAAGAAGAGGUGGCAGCAGUUCGCCUGCACCCAUCACCUGGAUAUGCGCAGCUGCGUCCGGGGCAUGCACCCCAAAUACCUGUGGAAGUGCUCCCAGAGGUCCGCGGCGGCCCAGUCGUCUGCGGACAACAGCGAGACCUACCAGGAGGGCGGCGGUAGCGGCGUCGGUGGCGGUGGCGGCGGCGGCUUCAACAGCGGUCUGAUGCACACCACGCACCUGCUGCAGGUGCCGUCGCAGUGCGGCAAGAACCCCCAGUGGGCGGGCCGGGUCACCGCCCUGGAGUUCUACCCGCGGAAGAGCCUCUCGAGCAGCGACGGCGAGAUGACGCUGGGGGAGACCAUGGAGGAGAUCCUGGAGGAGAGCGAGUUCUGAGUAGAGCGGACCGAAGCCCUCCAUUACUGUGCGUUCACACCGCCUUUGAGCUUCCAAAGAUUCCGGAAGUCAUUCAUUUUCAAUGGAAGCCGGCUUCUCUCUGCUGCCAGCAGCGACCAAUCCGUCGGCGUCGCGUUUUGGGCGUCUUGAGCGACUAGAGAAAGUUGAAAGUGGUUUAACUUUAUGGUAAUGAGCUAUGACGCGGUUCAGCGACCAAACGACCAGCAACGAACAUAGAAUGCUACUACGUCAGAGCGGCCAAAGCAUCCAAGCUUCCCACGGCGUCCUUGACAGGGCGUCCAGAGCGAUUUUGGAAGCUCAAGUCGCUCUUGGUCUGAACGCACAGUUAUGGCUCACGACAGACUGAUGAUAUUGGAGCGGCUGUAAAGAAGAGGCUUCGAAACUAUGUGAAUCAGUGUACAGUUCAUUGUGUGUAAGAUAAAGUGCUGACUAUACUGUAGUGUAUGUUUGAUAUAUUAUACUGUAAUUUACACAUACUGUAUCUAUACACAAGAAAUAAAGGGUCAUAAAUGAGAUGGACAUGGGGGUAUUUCAAAAUAAAUGUCAUUCUUUGACAUUCAUUAAUACCCUUUUGAUUGUUAAUGAGUGACAUAGUAAAAAAGGAAUUAAGGUUUGCUGUCCUAAAUUCUUUUUUGGGAAAUCCGGUUUUGUGUAUUUGUUCUGAAGUAACUUAAUACUUGUGAUUGAAACUAUGGAUUGUAUGCUAUUUUAGCAUACAAUGACUACCUGAUGAAAAGACAAGGAUGUCUCUAGUCUUGUGAUUAAUGUAAAUAAUAGCAAUUAUUGGAUAAAAUCUAAUUAUGCAUUGCUGCCCUGGAUGUAAAUAUAUAGUGAUGCAGCUAGUUCAGUGCUGUUCAGUAUUAUUACCAUAUUAUAUGUUGUAGAUAAUAUGGAUUCUAUAUGAAAUAACCACCGGCCCCUAUUCAAUGAUAAGGAUGUGAGGUUGCAGCUACCGUAAUGGAUACUGUAGCUGAGUGAACCAAGACAAACCAGUUUAGCCAUUUCAAUUUUCUCUGCGGGUCUGGAAAAGAGCCCAUUGACGUCCAUUUCCAAAUCACUAAAAACCCAGGAACGUGUAUUUUCUUUGGAAUUCAGUAAACAAUUGCGUAAGACCUUAAUACACAAAUCUAAGUUUAGUUUCACUGCUAGUUACGCCCUAGGAAGACACAGUUGUCAAUGGAAUCCUUUUCAGAUGGACCUGCAAAGCCAGUUCAAAUUUGGCAACAGAUUUGUCUGGGUUCACCUAAGCUAAUUAAUGCAGUUAGUUCAAGAAGGAAUCAUUGUGUUUGUGAUGACUGCCAUGUUGAUAAUAAGAUGUAUAGGUUUUUAUAUUGAUCUGUGUACAGAUGUGAUGAAGUGUUGCAGUAAUAAUAUAUUGUGUAACCUGGAUACAAAAAAAGUUUAUUGUGAAGAAAAAUAUCUUUCGGGACAUAAGAAGCAUUUUGUACUGUAGGUGACGUGUUCUGAGAAAAAAUAUUAUAAUGUUCUUGUCUGCAAAAUAAUAAUAAUAAUAAUGUACUAUUCAUAUUAAUAUGUGUAUGUUAUAAAUGGUUUUGACUGUGACUGCUAAUGAUAAUGACAAUUGUACAGAAAUGAUACACAUUUCACAAGUUAUUUUUCAACUGUCUAAGAACAUACUUUUCUAUCUUUGUUGUAAAAUACAUUACAGUACAUCUUGCACAUGUUUUAAUAAAAGAAAAAGACGUCUAUAACACUAUAAGAUAACAUUGCAUGCUUGAGCUAUUAAGAUGUCCAAUUCAGAAGGGGAGUUGACUGUAAACCUGAAGGAAAAUGUUGAAUGAUGUUUGAAAAUAAAACAAAUAAAUAUGAAUAAAAUACUUGUCAG